AUGCAGCUGCCAGAGGGAGCGAUGCAACUACCAGAGGGAACGGUACUCCACAACCCGGAGAAUGGGUCAAAUUCUUCUCCGAACUCGAACAACUUGACACAGGUGACAGAUGAGACGGCAAUCGCAAUCAUCGGUAUUGGUAAGAACUUCCUGUCUUAUAUCAAUUUGGAGACACAUACUUUGAUGUACCUCUGUUCAUACAUCAAGACUAACCUGAAGUCUUGCAAUAUCCUAGGUUGUCGAUUACCUGGUGACAUAUCCAGUCCAUCCCAGCUGUGGGAUUUCUUGAUUCAAGAACGAUGUGCAGCUGGCCCGGUUCCUUCCUCACGCUUCAACAAUAAUGCUUAUUCUGGCGGUAAAGAUGAGCCCGCCACCACCGUGGGACCAGGCGGAUACUUCCUAAAAGAGGAUGUUCGUCAGUUUGAUAAUCUGUUCUUCGGCAUCAACAAUCGAGAAGCGGCCGAUAUGGAUCCAGAACAGCGAAAGCUACUUGAGGUUGUCUUUGAGUGUUUUGAAAGUGCAGGAUAUUCUCUCAGUGAACUCUCUGGGGCGGACGUUGGAUGCUAUGUUGCUACUUUUCUACAGGACUAUGCCGCACUACACAGUAAGGAUCCAGAAUGGUUAACUCGCUACUCAGCAACCGGUAUGGGAGCAGCCAUUCUUGCGAAUCGAGUGAGCCACGCCUUUAAUCUGAAAGGUCCCAGCUUGGCUAUCAAUACUGCGUGCUCUGCAUCAAUUUACGCAUUACAUCAGGCCGUUUCAGCACUGAAGAGUCAUGAAUGUGAUUCAGCAGUGGUAGCAGGUGUAAAUCUCAUCCUGUCCCCAGAUCUUCAUGUUUCUGUCUCACAAGGUGGCGUUCUUGGACCCACUUCGGUCUGCCACACAUUUGACGAAUCUGCAGAUGGAUAUGGUCGUGCGGAGGCUGUGAAUGCGAUAUAUAUUAAGCGACUUGAUGAUGCUGUCCGCGAUGGUGACCCAAUUCGUAGCAUCAUCCGUGGAGUUGCUGUCAACAGCAACGGCCACACUCCUGGAAUCACGCAACCAAGUGUCGAUGGUCAAAUUUCUGUUGCACAAAAGACCUACCGCCAAGCUCGCUUGAAACCUUCAGACACAGCCUAUGUAGAAAUGCACGGGACUGGCACAGCUGUCGGGGACGUCAUGGAAGCUCAAUCAAUUGCCGGGGUAUUUCUAGGAGAGCCUCGUAACUCACCUUUACAUGUGGGUGGUGUCAAGCCAAACCUUGGCCAUUCGGAGGCUGCAAGUGGCUUAACCAGCGUGAUAAAAGCAAUACUGUCCUUCGAACAGGAGCUAUUACCGCCAACAAUUGGCGUCGUCAAUCUGAACCCCAAACUCCAAUUAGAUAAACACGGCAUUCAACUUGUUACACGAGCAACGCCAUUCCCUAAGCCAGGCCCAGGACUAGGCCGCCGCAUCAGCAUCAAUUCAUUUGGGUUUGGAGGGGCGAAUGCCCAUGGCAUUAUUGAGGAUGCAGGCCUAUACUCAGCAUUUACCACAAGCUGCUUACAAGGGGACGAUUCAAACAAUGUGCGGAACAUAGUUGACAGUGUCAGGCCAUAUUUAAUACCAUUUUCUGCCAAUGACAGUUACUCUUUGGAGCAACGCGCUGAGCGGUUGUCACAGCUGAGUCUUCGACCAGGCGUCACAGCAGAUCUAGCCUACACUCUGGGUGAGCGUCGCUCUCAUCUGAAGACACGCGGCUAUAUUAUUGCGCGUCCGGCGACACUUGAUCAGGAUCUGAAAAUUGAAAAUCUUCGAGUCGCCAGUUCAGCAGGUCAUGCUAUCUCUGAAAGUCACAAAUUUUUAUCUGUUUUCACUGGGCAAGGAGCUCAGUGGGAAGGCAUGGCAGACGACUUGCUGCAAAUUCCAAUCUUUGUCAACGCUAUCUUUCAGAUGGAGAAAGCGCUCGCAGCGCUACCCUAUCCGCCAUCCUGGAAAAUCUCUAUAAUUCUCAAAGAUCGGUCCAAUGAUUCCCCCAUCAAUGAAGCGGCCUUUGCGCAGCCAGUGACUACUGCGGUGCAAAUUGGAGUUGUCGAGGUUCUGAGAGCAUUGGGUAUCUCAACGCACGGCGUUAUUGGCCACUCUUCCGGUGAAAUUGCAGCUGCCUAUGCCGCCAACAUGAUCGACCUACGUGAGGCGAUCACCCUUGCCUAUUAUCGAGGAUACGCAGUAACCCGAUGCGCGCCGAUUGGAGCUAUGGCGGCCGUGGGACUUAAUCCUGAGGAAGCUGAGAAGUGGAUUCAAACAAUCACCGAUGGAAAAUCCCGUAUUCGAGUAGCUUGCAUCAAUUCUCCAGAAAGUGUGACCAUCAGCGGCAACUGCAAUGCUCUAGAUGCCCUUAUCUCGUUACUUACCGCUGAGGGAAUAUUUGCACGCAAGCUGAAGACGGGUGGAAAGGCAUACCAUUCCCACCAAAUGGAAGCCGUCGGACCCACUUAUGAGACUCUGCUUCAGGGUGCCAAUGUUUUCACUGUUGAUCGAAUUUCAAGCAAAGAUGCAAACCAGGAUGAUGCAUGCAUGUUUUCAACCGUACUCCGCCAGAAGGUUGACAAAUCCGAAGUCCGUACCGCGUCCUAUUGGCGACAGAACCUGGAAUGCCCAGUACACUUCUCUGAUGGCCUUCUUGGGCUGUCUGCCUUGUUCGAUGACUUUUCUUUCAUAGAAAUUGGCCCACACACCGCGAUGAAGAUGCCAAUUUUGCAAACCUUGGGUAAAUCUACCUCUUACUUCGGAACACUCAAACGUGGACAGGAUUCCUUGACCUCUUUGCUGGAACUCAUGGGAAAUCUUUUCACAAGUGGAUUUCCAGUGAGCUUCCCGAAGCUACAGCACCUUUAUCCAACCCAAAGUUCUCCACUCAAAGUACUCCACGACCUUCCCACCUAUCCUUGGCAUUAUGAAAAGAUUCGGUGGAAUGAAUCUCGUGUCAGUCGCGAGUCUCGUGAAAGGAAAUUCCCACGUCAUGAGCUGCUGGGUACCCCCAUACCUGGAGGUGACUUGGUCACAUUUGGCUGGCGAAACCGGCUUCGCCUUGACAAUGUGCCGUGGCUCAGAGACCACAAACUGGGCGAGGAGACUGUUUUCCCAGCAACGGGAUAUCUUGCCAUGGCUGUGGAAGCUCUUCUCCAAGUGCGUGAAGUUGACAUGAAUAGAGAUUUAACUGAAUAUUCAGUUACCUUCCAGCAUGUGGAUUUGCCUAAUGCGCUUUCCGUUGGUGAUCAGGAUGUGAUUGAGCUUUAUACUGAAGUCUCUCCCCAGAAAAUCACGAGUUUGACAAUCUCACGGGACAAUCUGGACUUCCGGAUUUCAACAAUUGGUGGCGAUACUUCCACUAUCCGUGCCAGUGGAACCAUCAAGCUAGAAAAGGGAUCAGCUCUUUUGGAUCAGCACAUGCCACCUCACCCCGACUGUCGCCUUGUUUCCAAGAGCUCGCGGAUGUGGUAUGAAAGUAUGCACAAAUGUGGUCAGCGUUACGGGCCCAAUUUCCAGCACAUGAAGGAAAUCCUUACCCCAGACAACAAGGGUGGUUUGUUCGCACAGGCUACACUGGAGAGUGUUUCCUCCGUGCUUCAAGGCAUACAGUCCUCGCCUCGCUAUUUGAUUCAUCCGGCAAUCCUGGAUAAUGUCCUGCAGGCUGGCCUGGUAGCUUCUGCUGGAGGUCAGCUCGAUUUGAUGGUUGCCAAGGUGCCAAAGAGCUUUGGUCGUAUCAGUCUUAGAGCGCCUUUGUCCGCUCAUAACGAGGCAACAAUUCACUCAGCAUCAUCGGUGACAGGUUUUGGAAGCAAUGAUGUUCACACAGUCGUAUUAGACUCAGACCAGAGGUCUUUGGUCAUGAUCGAUAAAAUGAGCAUUACCAAAUAUUCCGGCAGUGAACAAAUGGAGGAAGAUCGGCAUCCAUUGUAUCGAUUCGUCUGGAAGCCAGACAUUGACCACAUUCAAACCGAUGCGGCAUUCUCUGCCGCCAUAGAUCAUGUUCGCUCCAAUACAGAUCUUGGAAUUCUGCCAAAUUCUAUCAGGGAUAUUACGAUGGCCAUCGAUCUUGUUGUACACAAAAACCCGAGCGCCGAUAUUCUCUUCCUCUCCUCGGAUCUAUUGUGGGCGGCCCUGGUCUUGUCAAAAUUGCUCAUGGCGGAUACUGCGCAGCCGCGGCUCAAUUCCUUCCACUUGGGGCAAUUCAGCUCAGAUGGUCAGUUGGAAGUAGCUGAACUCCAGCGCUUUGCUUCACCAUUUGAAAUGGAAUCUUUUUCACAGUUUUCUUUGGCAUCUCCGGACCAGAAAUUUGAUCUUGUUGUUUUGGAUGAACAAUCACCACAUCUCGACAGUCUGGCUCCUUACACAGAAGCUUGCACACGUAUUGUCCACGCCAGCCCUGGCGCCAACCGUCUUUCAAGUGAGACUUUUAACGUUACCCACUCUCUUCCGACCGGUAUAGGCUCAAACGUUAGGAUUCUUCGUCCAACUUCAAAGCGGGAAAUCCUUCCUACCCAAGAGUUCGAUAGUGUCCUGCUUAUUGCUCGUACACCAAGCCAUGAAGACGAUGACCAUUUGCAGAAUUGUCUGAGUGAUGAACUCUCCCUACCCGUUGAAAAGCGUGAGUUAAGUGAACUCGGAAAUAUCAGCAUCAGCAGUUCCACACUUGUUGUCUCCACUGUAGAGCUUCAGCAUGACAUAAUGGGACGAGCUACACCAGAGGAUUUUGCCGCAAUUCAACAUGUCUUGGCGAAGCCAGUCAAGAUGGUUUGGGUCAGUGGUUCUGGAGUUCACGAGGGGAGUGAUCCAACUCGGGCUAUCUUUCAUGGGUUAGCACGGGCAAUCAUGAUUGAACAACCAGCAACAGAAAUAUUCUCUCUGGAACUCGAUCCAUGCGCAAGCCCGACUGAUAUCUCCAAUUAUGUAACCCAAGUCAUUACAAGAACUGAAGGCUGCCCACCAGACUACGAAUACCUUCAAAGCAGCUCUGGCCUCCUUGUCAGCCGCGCUGUCCCAGACGAGCCCAUGAACGAUGCCUUCCGUAAUAAGGAGCGAGGAAAGGCUGUUUUACAACCCUUGAGCAGUGCAGGACCAGUGUCCCUCUCCAUGGACAAGCCUGGCCAGCUACAGUCCGUCCAAUUCGUCAAGAAGCGUGAGCAAAGUCUUGGGCCGGAUGAUGUUCUGGUCAAGGUUCUGUACAUUGGUCUGAAUGCGAAGGAUGUAUAUGUUUUGGCAGGUAGAAUGGAAACACCUGAUGCUGUUUGCAGCGGCGAGUAUACCGGAAAGGUUUUGGCCAUCGGGUCAGCUGUUCGUGACCUUUCCGUGGAUGAUCAUGUUGCUGUCAUGUAUCCCGGCCAUUUCAGCACACACGAGGUCGUUCCAUCUCAAAACUGUGUUCGACUGAAUUCCCAGGAUGACUCACGCAGUCUUGCAUCAGUUCCUGUUGUCUUCACGACCGCUCUCUAUGCUCUAGAGCAUCGUGCCCAGCUGCAACCCGGCGAGUCAGUCUUGAUCCACUCUGCUACAGGCGGUGUCGGAAUUGCAGCUAUUCAAAUCGCAAAAUCCAUGGGAGCAGAGAUAUUCGCAACAGUUGGCACUGAAGAGAAGAAAAAAUACCUGGUUGAAAACUUUGGAAUCCAGCCAGAUCACAUUCUGAGUUCUCGUGAUUCUUCAUUUGCAGCUGGAAUCCGCUCAUUGACAAACGGUCGUGGCGUGAACGUCGUUCUCAACUCGCUUGUUGGUGAACUGCUUUUGGAGAGCUGGAGCUGUUUGGCUGACUUCGGACGGUUUGUGGAAAUUGGCAAAAAGGAUAUCAGAGAGCACGGCCGACUGCCCAUGGACCCGUUCAAUCGAAAUGCUACCUUCACAGCCUGCGAUUUGAGCCAACUGGCGGCCUCGACAUCUCCUGUCAUGAAAAGCUUGUUCCACCGACUUCUUUCUCGUGUUAUAUUCCUAACCCGCAAGUUAGGGCCAGCAUUACGCCAUUUCAACGAUCAAGCUCGCAUAGGCAAAGUUCUCAUUUCUUUUGAAGACCAAAAUGCCAUGAUCCCAGUUGUACCAGAGCGUUUCACUACACAUCUACACCCAGAUAAGUCUUAUCUGAUGGUUGGAUGCUUAGGUGGAUUGGGUCGUAGUCUAUCCCAAUGGAUGGUCCGCCGCGGAGCGAAAAGUUUCAUCUUUCUUGGACGCAGUGGAACAAAGAAACCUGCUGCAAAGCGUCUGAUUGAAGAUCUUGAGCAACAGGGUGCACGAUGCAUUGUCAUCCAGGGAGACGUGACUAACCCUGAUGACGUCGAAAAGGCUGCAUCGGCUGCCCCUCUUCCCUUGGGAGGUGUCGUACAUGCUGCAAUGGGACUCCAUGAGGCCAUCUUCUCUGAAAUGACACAUGAGCACUGGCGUGAGGGUACAGCAGCAAAGCUCGAGGGAGCUUGGAAUUUGCACAAUGCUCUCUCACAGUCAGACCGGGAACAUCACUUGGAUUUCUUCGUUAUGACCAGCUCAAUCAAUGGCAAGAUUGGCACCGCCACGGAGAGCAAUUACUGUGCGGCGAACAAUUUUCUGGAUGUGUUUGCUCGUUACCGCCGGCAACUAGGUUUGCCUGCAGUCUCAAUUGGGCUUGGAGCAAUUGCAGAGAUUGGCUAUCUGCAUGAACACAGUCAUAUUGAAGAAUUGCUGCUUCGAAAAGGAAUUCGCUUCCUUACCGAGAGUGAUGUGCUACAAAUAUUUGAUCUUGCACUUUCGGAUUCCCCUACUUCAGCUCAUCCCUCAGAUACUGUGACGCAGUCCCUUUUACUCUCCGGAGUAGAGAUGACUACCUUGCAACGAAACCACAAUCAAGGCUAUCAAAUGUCUUGGCAUUCACUCUCUGAUGUGCGGUUUUCUAUCCUGGUAAAUUCAUUGAAGCGUUCUUCUGGUCGCACGGCUGUUGAAGGGAAAGGCACACAUGAAUCUGCACUACGUAGUGCAUUUGCUGCCAAGGAUGAGGCUCAAGUGAUCGCGGUAGCACAAGAGGCCGUGACGCAGAAGCUUUCCUUCAUGGUUCUCAUACCGGUUGACAAGAUCAAUGUUAAUGCGUCCUUGUCUGACUUUGCCAUGGACAGCAUGUUGGCAUCGGAGCUACGGCAGCAUAUCUUCAGCGUGGCCAAGGUCGACAUAUCUUUCCUCACGAUAAUGAGUCCCCAAACCACUGUAUCUAGCUUGUGUGCAAUGAUUGCCACUCUCUUGCUGCAGGCGCCAGCAUGA
Messenger RNA from Penicillium malachiteum, 7230 nucleotides. Its product is annotated as type I polyketide synthase. The record is from RefSeq and is a predicted model, not a curated record. Gene Ontology annotation, biological process: secondary metabolite biosynthetic process; fatty acid biosynthetic process. Bases 1 to 7230 code for a protein of 2409 amino acids. Gene Ontology annotation, molecular function: fatty acid synthase activity; oxidoreductase activity; 3-oxoacyl-[acyl-carrier-protein] synthase activity. The transcript is spliced from 5 exons. NCBI's taxonomy places the organism in Eukaryota, Fungi, Ascomycota, Eurotiomycetes, Eurotiales, Aspergillaceae.